AUGAGUGAAAAUGACAAACACCCUGAAAAGGAUAGUGAAAGCGGUGGGUUCUCGGUAUUAGACGUGGUUAGAGUUAUUGGAGGCAUUCUCUUUUUCAAUGCUUUACUUUCGUAUUAUUUCACUUCAUCUACAACGUGGGGCUAUGAAAGUAGAUGGAAAGAUGUUGGAUAUUUAAAAUUUAAGUUUAUGAACGGUGCAACCCACCUUACCUUUACUGAGGAUGAACUUGCAUUGUACAACGGGACAGACCCAUCACUUCCCAUUUAUAUUGGAAUAUAUGGGAAAGUCUACGAUGUAUCCAAUUCAAGACUGACAUAUGGACCUGGUGGAUCGUACGCAUUUUUCAGCGGUAAAGAUGGUGCACGGGCAUUUGUCACAGGUUGUUUUAACAAGGAGGAUGAGUUCACUCACGAUUUAAGAGGCUUAGAUAUUGAAGAAGCGAUGAGUGAUAUCUCUGGUUGGCAACGCUUUUACGGAAACCAUUUGAGAUAUUGGUAUGUUGGGGAAGUAAUACAUACCAAAAUAAUUGGUGAACCACCGGAGUAUUGUGAAGGAAUGAAAUUUCCAGGAACUUGA
Molecule: messenger RNA, 576 nt
Organism: Dujonia railenensis
Lineage: Eukaryota; Fungi; Ascomycota; Pichiomycetes; Serinales; Debaryomycetaceae
Source: the annotation of a GenBank genome assembly